Rhagoletis zephyria (snowberry fruit fly) is the source of this 702-nucleotide messenger RNA. The record is from RefSeq and is a predicted model, not a curated record. NCBI's taxonomy places the organism in Eukaryota, Metazoa, Arthropoda, Insecta, Diptera, Tephritidae.
AUGCUCAACAUUCCCGGCAAUGACAUCAGCCUGGGUGAGUCGUACUUUGAGUACCUGGGCCCGGGCACGCCGGAGAACGCCGGUCUGCACCGAUAUGUGAUCAGCGUUUUCAAGCAGAACUCGGUGCUGACGCUGGAGCACCCCCCGCAGAGCAGAGAAGGUCGACUGAAGUUCAGCACCGUCGACUUUGCCGAAAAGCAUAAUCUAGAGCUAGUGGCGGCCAACUUCUUCACCUCACAGUUUGACCAGACCAUCCGAGCGCAGAAAGCCUCCAAGCUGGCCAUGGCCAUAAAGGUGGACGGCAUUGUGCCGGACGUCAUUGACCAUCCUCCGGCCAGCAUUGCCGAUGUCAAAUUCGCCUCCGGCGUGUCGAUGAACCUGGGCAGCGAGCUGACGCCCACGCAGGUCAAGGACCAGCCGAACGACAUUGAGAAGGGCGACGUCUACUCGGAGUACAUCGGCAGCGGACCAAAGGAGGACUCCGGAGUGCACCGCUACGUCCUGCUUGUCUUCAAACAACCGAAAGGCCGCCUGGAGUUGGAUCGACCGAAAGCGAGCAACCGAAGCUCGGAGGGGCGUUACGCCUUCAAGACACGUCACCUCGUUGAUGAGUACAAGCUGGGCACGCCGGUGGCAGCCAACUUUUUCACUGCAAAGUACGACGACUACGUGCCCAUCCUUCACCAGCAGUUGACGGGCUGA